AUGCCCACCCCGCAGUAUCGUGACCUCAUCAUCACCAAAGGACUGUACCCCUUCGCGCUCAAGCCCGACACUGUUCCCGGCUCGGACGGAGCGGGUGACGUCGUGGCCGUGGGCAGGAAUGUCCGCCGCUUCAAGGUCGGAGACAAGGUCGUCACCCUCUUCAACCAGGGCCACAUCGGCGGCGAGCUGGACCAGACGACUGCCGCCACCGGUCUGGGCGGCGUCAUCGACGGCACCCUGCGUGAGUACGGCGCCUUUGAGGAGAACGGGCUCGUGCCCCUCCCCAGGGGUCUCGACUACGUCGAGGGCGCCACGCUGACCUGCGCCGGCCUGACGGCCUGGAACGGCCUGUACGGCCUCGAGGGCAAGCGCCUCACCCCCGGACAGUGGGUCCUCACCCAGGGCACCGGCGGCGUGUCCAUCUUCGCCGUGCAGUUCGCCAAGGCGGCCGGCGCCAGGGUCAUCGCCACCACCAGCUCCGCCGACAGGGCCGGGCUCCUCAGGAAGCUGGGCGCCGACCACAUCAUCAACUACCGCGAGAAGGCCGACUGGGGUGAGGAGGCCCGCAGCAUCACCGGCGGCGUCGGCGUCGACCACGUCAUCGAGGUAGCCGGCCCCACGUCCAUGGCCCAGAGCCUCAAGGCUGUCCGCAUCGGCGGCGUCAUCAGCAUCAUCGGCUUCGUCGGCGGUGCCGCCAGGGCCGAGGGCGAGCCCGGCUUCCUCGACAGCCUCGUCAGCAUGUGCACCGUCAGAGGCUUCCUCGUCGGCAGCAGGACCCAGAUGGAGGAGAUGAACCUCGCCAUCGAGGGCAACAUCGAGAAGCUCCGCCCCGUCGUCGACUCCAAGACCUUCACCCUCGACCAGGUCAAGGAGGCCUACGAGUACCAGUGGUCUGGUAAGCACCAAUCCAAGGUCGGCAUCAAGAUUGCCUAG
Messenger RNA from Geosmithia morbida, 933 nucleotides. Its product is annotated as D-arabinose 1-dehydrogenase, Zn-dependent alcohol dehydrogenase family. The record is from RefSeq and is a predicted model, not a curated record. The transcript is spliced from 2 exons. The coding region runs from base 1 to 933 and encodes 310 amino acids. NCBI's taxonomy places the organism in Eukaryota, Fungi, Ascomycota, Sordariomycetes, Hypocreales, Bionectriaceae. Gene Ontology annotation, molecular function: oxidoreductase activity.